CAGCACUCACUCACAGCACUCACUCACUCACAUCACUCACUCACAGCACUGACAGCACUCACAGCACUGAGAGUCUCCACAGUGCAGCACUCACAGCACCGACAGCACUCACUCACACCACUCACUGCACUCACUCACACCACUGCACUCACUGCACUCACUGCACUCACUCACACCACUCACUCACUCACACCACUCACUCACAGCACUGACAGCACUGACAGUCUCCACAGUGCAGCACUCACAACAUCCACAUUAUCCACGGUGCAGCACUGAGCACUCGACAAAUGUUGCCGUAUUUGUUGUUGUUGCUGUUUGCGCUUCGUGCACCACUGUCAGAAUGAGCAGUAGCAGCAGCAAGAAUCCUGAGACGAAGCGCUUCUGAUUGGCUGGGGUACCCGUCGAGCGACGCCCUCCACCCCGCCCUCCCCACGUUCCGCGCGCUGAUUGGCGGAGACAUCCGAGGUGGCGCGCGCGCGCACGGCUUGGAGGUGAUUCGCCCCGCUGCGGAGGAACACAGCGCGCGGAACGAUACACGGACCCGGCGCUCCACCGCCGCUGAGGGACUUUGCGGCCAGCCCCAUGCAGCAGCCUUAACGGGACCCUUCGCCGUCAUGCUCAAAUGCGUGAAGCUCCACCGACGUCGCGUCUCGUCGGCCGCUGCCUUCGCUCCGCUCCGCUCGCGACACGACAUGCGCUCGUCCGCUCGCGGCGUCACGCGGGGCAGGGACCCCGCUCUCUGCAGCGAUGCGGAGGAGCUGUUCCGGAGCGCCGUGUCGGCGGUGCUGCCGCUGGGCAUGGUGCGGCGCAGCUUGCGCGUGGAGGGGGGCGACACGCUGAGCGCCGGCGGGCGCCGCUUCCCGCUGCGGCGCAACGUGACGGUGGUGGGCUUCGGCAAGGCGGCGCUGGGCAUGGGCCGCGCUGCGGAGGAGCUGCUGGGCCGCCACGUCGUGCGGGGUGCGCUCAGCGUUCCAGUGGGGGCGCAGGAGAGCCUUCGCCAGGCCGGCAAAACAGAGAUGCUUCUGCAGCCAGACACCAAGCUGAGGGUGUUCGAAGGGGCCCUCAAUAACCUGCCCGACGAGGGGUCGCUGGAAGCUGCCCGCUACAUCCAGCGGCUCGUGGAACCCCUGAGACCGAGCGACCUCCUCCUCAUUCUCAUCUCAGGGGGUGGCUCCGCCCUGCUGCCCGCGCCGGUGCCCCCCGUGAGUCUGCAGGAGAAGCAGGAGGUGACGCGGCUCCUGGCCACGCGGGGCGCGGCCAUCGGCGAGCUCAACGCGGUGCGCCGCGGCCUCUCGCUGCUCAAGGGCGGCGGCCUUGCCCGCCUGGCACGACCCGCACAGGUCGUCACGCUGAUCCUGUCGGACGUGGUGGGGGAUCCACUGGAAGCGAUCGCGAGCGGCCCAACGGUGCGCAACCCCACGACCCCGUCGGACUGCCUGGACGUGCUCGGCCGCUACGAGCUGCUGGGCCGCGUCGCGCCCUCCGUGUUGCACCACCUCUCCCACCUGCCGUCGCCCCGCUCUGACGACGACGACGACCUCUCGCACGUCCUCAACCUCGUCGUGGGCUCCAGUGGGCUGGCGCUCGAGGAGGCGUGCGCCCACGCCGCUCGGCUGGGCUACGAGCCGCUGGCGCUGUCCCGCUCGGUCACGGGCGACGUGGCGGACGCCGCCGAGUUCUACUCCCGGCUCAUCGCGUACGCGUGCCGUCGCCUACGCUCGCGCGGAGGCCCGACGGGCGGAGGGGAUGCGGAGGGGGCGGAGGACGAGGUCGACGAGGUUGAGGAGGUGGAGGAGGCGGAGCGUCUAAAGGAGGCGGCGACGCGAUGUGGCGUGGGUGACCUGUCGAUGGAGGCGCUGGCUGACACGGUGGCGAUUGCUGCGCGCCGCCGGGGAGGGCGCCUGUGCGUGGCAUGCGGGGGGGAGACGACCGUGAGCGUCAGGGGCGAUGGCCGGGGCGGGCGCAAUCAGGAGCUGGCGCUGCGCGUGGCUCGGAGGCUUGGGGGCUUGAGACAAACCCAGCCCAUACAGUCCCCUCUUGGGCCCGGUGCCGCACCGAGCGACGUCGGCGACGCCGGCGACACCGUGGACGCGACGCGCGGCUGCUCCGCCGUGUUCCUGAGCGCCGGCACGGAUGGCCAAGACGGCCCCACGCCGGCGGCCGGGGCGCUGGCUUGGCCCUCGCUCGUCGCGGAGGCGCGCGCGGCCGGGGCGGACGUGGAGAACGCCCUGCGGCGCAACGACUCGUUUGGGUUCUACUCGGCGCUGGGCGAGGGCCUCGUCGUCACGGGGCUCACGGGUACCAACGUCAUGGACGUGCAGCUCGUGUUGGUGCGGCCGCGGCAGCCGUAGGGGCAACGGUGGCGGGGGGCGGGCAGCACGGGCGGAGAAGGGACACGGGCAGUGAGGGAGAGGGAACAAGCAGUCGUCGACAGAUGGAAGUAGGGAGGGGAGUAGCGGGGACUGAAGCAGAAGUCGCGAGAGAAGUGUAACUUUGAGUUGUUAUAACGCUCUGAACCCCGUGCCCCUACUGGACAUCUGUGAAAAAGAGCUUCAUAGUCGGAUUCCUCCAGUAUGAAUACAGAUCCUGAUUCUGAAUAGAGAGAUGAAUAGAGAGAGAGAGAGAGAAGAGUGAAGAGAGGACCAGUUGAGAGUAGUAGUAGUAGAGUGAGAGACAGGGAGACGAGCAGUAAGGAAUCGUCACGAGCAGUGGAGGUCAGAAAAAAACAGCUACUGGGGUGAGGGGCAGGAGCGUGAAAGGGACACAAGCUGUAGAGGAAGGAACACGAGGAGCAGAGGGGGGGCUGGCCGAGCGAGCGGUAGAAGGGGGUCCAUCACACCGGUGCUCGAGGAGGAGAGAGAGGGGCGGCUUCGUCUGUGGCUUAAUUUUUUUUUUUGUAAAUUGAAUCUUGCUCGACUUUUAUCUCUGUUCAAAAUGACCACGAAUCGUUACGAUUAGGUGGUUGAGGGGUUCCUAACGGCGGACUCUUGAGGACCGAACCAGUACCGCCGCCAGUCCCCGAUUCGGGCCCAUGGAUUGAUUACACUGGGCUCUCAGUUUCAGGAGGAGAUGAUCUCAGACUCGUCACAACGUGGCCGUAGCACUUUGAUCUAUAAAGAUGGAGAAUCAUUGUAUAUCCUUGAGUGUUUCAUCAAGGUUAAAUCUUGACUUAAAGCUUUCGUGACCGCAGGAAUUCAUAUUCUUGGGUCUUUCUGUAAAGUCACGUAAAUAGGUUCAAAGAAAAAAAAAACGAACGCUUGUGUUGCGAUCGAAACGUCGUAGUUUUUUCGUUAUUUUUUUUGUUAUUUUCUUUGAACCUAUCUACGUGACUUCACCGAAAGACCCAAGAAUAUUUCAUCAAGGUGUUUUUGCUUCACGCCUCGAUGCCAUCGGUGCUAUCCGAAUGUAAUUUAUGACAAUAGAAAACGGUGGAAUAAAAUUUUUUUUCUGACGAGAGA
Petromyzon marinus (sea lamprey) is the source of this 3458-nucleotide messenger RNA. The record is from RefSeq and is a predicted model, not a curated record. NCBI's taxonomy places the organism in Eukaryota, Metazoa, Chordata, Hyperoartia, Petromyzontiformes, Petromyzontidae.